CAUCAAAUACCCAUCUCCACUCUUCCCCUGAAAAUGGACAACGCUUUGUUUCUCAUUUUUCUCCUCCUCCAAACAUUCUCAAAAGUUUCAAGUUUGGACCUCGGUGUUAGCAUCGGCAUUGGUGGCGGAGGCGGCGGAGGUGUAUGGAUUGGUGGAGGAAUCAGCAGCGCAACAACCCCAUCUGGGACUUCAUCAUCUUCAAAUCUCAAGAAUGCCUACAUUGCUUUGCAGACAUGGAAAUCAUCAAUUACAGAUGACCCACAAAGGGUUUUAGAGACAUGGGUUGGGUCAAAUGUGUGUUCUUACAAAGGCACACUUGUCAAAGAACUCUCUUUCCUCACUGAUCUAUCUUUUCUUCACUUAAACAAUAAUAGAUUCAUAGGCACAGUCCCAAACACUUUCCGAUACCUCUCAUCACUCAAAGAGUUGGACCUAAGCAACAACCACUUCUCUGGCCCAUUCCCAACCCCAACUCUGUUCAUCCCUAACCUCCUCUACCUAAAUUGGCCUGCAAUUUGCAAAGAAAUCAACUGAUUGAUUGCAAAAAAAAAAAUUACUUUUUUGCGACAUAGUUGUUGAUCUGUUGAUUCGAAGAGUAUAUUGUUUUAAAUAUGAUUUUUAUUAUUUUUUGAAUGAUAGAUCUGAAUAGUUUUUGCCUUAAUUUUAAAGUUCAUUCAUUAUUUUUUUUGGAUCUGAACUGUUCCAUUCUCUCAGAUCUGUUCAUAAAAUCAUUUAAUUAUUGAUUAUUUUUUUGGAUCGAGUCCUCUGGAUCUAAGCUUAAUUUUGAUGGGUUUUGAUGGGUUUUCCAUUGAUGGUCUGAAGAAAAAAGGGUUAAAGGGGAAGAAAGGGUGAGAGGGUCAAAGAGGAAGAAAGGGUAAGAGGGACUCUCAGAUCUGUUCAUAAAAUCAUUUAAUUAUUGAUUAUUUUUUUGGAUCAAGUCCUCUGGAUCUAAGCUUAAUUUUGAUGGGUUUUCCAUUGAUGGUCUGAAGAAAAAAGGGUUAAAAGAGGAAGAAAGGGUGAGAGGGUCAAAGAGGAAGAAAGGGUGAGAAGGACAGAACCUGUUCGGUUUCACCACAAAUAGUCUGUCUUCUGCUGAUUAUCAUAGAAGAGGCAUAGAAGAUCAUUCAUUUCAGCAGACCGAACAGGCAUAGAAGACGCCCCCUUAAUCUGUCUUGGUUUUUUUUUUUUUUAUUAUUAUUAUUAUUUUUUUAUUUAAAUUGAAAUUUCCCCCAUUCCUGAAUCCCUCUUCGACGCAAGAUUUGAUGCGAUCUUUCUCAACAACAACAAUUUUGAUGGUCAAUUGCCUUCAAAUCUGGGGAAUUCACUAGCCUCUGUGAUCAAUUUGGCAAACAACAAGUUUACUGGUUCAACCCCAUUUCUGUCACUCUCUCUCUCUGCUUUCUCUCUCUAAAU
Molecule: messenger RNA, 1413 nt
Organism: Camellia sinensis
Lineage: Eukaryota; Viridiplantae; Streptophyta; Magnoliopsida; Ericales; Theaceae
Source: RefSeq, a predicted model, not a curated record